AUGGGAACUCCCAUGCACCCUAACUCAAAGUUAGAAAAGAGUGGAACUGAGAAAGAUGUUGAUAAAACUAGAUAUAGAGGAAUGAUUAGUUCUCUAAUGUACUUAACAUCUUCUAAACCUGAUAUUAUGCAAAGUAUUGGAAUUUGUUCAAUGUUCCAAUCACAACCGAAAGAAUCACAUCUUUCUGCAAUUAAAAGGAUCAUCAGAUAUGUUCAUGGUACAUCCAACUUUGGUUUAUGGUAUCCUAGGACUGAUGAUUUUUCUGCAGUUAGUUAUUGUGAUGCAGAUUUUGCCGGAGAUAGAGUAGAUAGAAGAAGUACAUCUGGCAUAUGUUGUUUUCUGGGCAGAUCUUUGAAUAUCAAGUCAAGCAAGAAGCAGUCCACAGUAGCUCUUUCUACUGCUGAAGUUGAAUAUAUUGCCACUUCCUCUUGUUGUUCUCAGUUGCUUUGGUUGAAAAUUCAGCUUGCUGAUUAUAAGUUGAAUGCCGAUAACAUUCCCUUAUUGUGUGUGACAACCUGA
This is a messenger RNA of Arachis stenosperma, 519 nucleotides long. Its product is annotated as secreted RxLR effector protein 161-like. The coding region runs from base 1 to 519 and encodes 172 amino acids. NCBI's taxonomy places the organism in Eukaryota, Viridiplantae, Streptophyta, Magnoliopsida, Fabales, Fabaceae. The record is from RefSeq and is a predicted model, not a curated record. The transcript has a single exon.